AUGGCUCAGGUCGUCUACACAGCUGCGAAUGGAACGUCGGACCUACACGGAUCUCUAUUCGAAGGUAUUAAAUUUUGGCUUUCUCAGAAAGUACCGCAACGCAGCCGCUUCAUCGAGGAAAUUCAAUCCAAUGGAGGCUCGGUAGUGCCACUCGAGAAACAGGCAGAUGUUAAAAUCGUAGAUCACGCGCGAAAGGAACAAAUACCGGGAACCCAUUCUUACACUUUCAUUGAGACCUCGAUACGCAAAGGUACCCUAGAAGACCUCGCUGACCAUGCGGUCGGAUCUCGUCCAGGGACAGUACGAAGCGUAGGCUCUGUGGUGCAGCCAGCUAAAGCUACACGUCGCAAGUUUACUGCUGCUGAGGAUCUCAUCUUGUGGGACUGGGUGAACACAAAUCCUCAAAAGGGAGGGGGCACAGAAGGUAACGAGAUCUACAAGCAACUCGAGAGAAAAUACCCUCAGCACACCUUUCAGUCAUGGAGAGACCGCUACAUUAAAAAAAUAAAGGGUCAACCAAGACCAAGCGCAAUCCAUCAAAAUGGACCCCCCACCCCACCAUCAGAGCCAUACAAUGUGAAUGAACGUCGUCAAGAUCGAGCAGAGGAGGCCGAGAUUAUCAAAGAGCAAGGAGGCCGAUUUUCUGAAGAAGAUGUACGCACCUUGAAUGCAGUUGGCAAUGAUAUCGAAAACAUUCGCGCCGACCGAAAGAAUGAGGCAUGGGUCGCCUGGGUCCAAGAGAUCGACCCGGAAAGCCGACACUCCGCCCGGGAGUGGCAAGACUUCUGGGAACGUCACGUACGACCUCGAUUCCUCGCUAAUUUUUCCAAGAAACGACCUCCAUCAAAGGACCGAACCAGCAAUGACACGAGACCCCCUGAGAUCUUUUCUCCACGAGCCUCAGAUCCUCACAUUGAUUUAGAAGUCACCAGUCCAGCCAGAGAAGAGACUAUGAUCGCUGAAAAUCGUAAGAAGAAGCAACGAGCGCCAAAUGUGGAGCCAGCAUCGCGCCUUCCAUCAAGCUUAAAACGACUAUCGCCACCUAGUGACACUCGCGACACAUCGGAACCGGCAGAUGUCGUCAGUCUCAGUAUCACUCAUGACAAGUCUCCCAAAAAUCCACAAGAGCUACCUUCUGUUUUAUCCGCACAUCUAGCCCGACCAUCCAAACGUAAACGCACUGAGGCACCAAGCAGGCGUCGCGAAAUACCUUCUACGCCAGAUGGGAGUCCUUCACACAGACAUACAGAUCGUCAUUCUCCUCUGUUUUUCGGGAGUGACGAAGAUUUCGAUAUGAUGAGCGGAGCUAAGCCCGAGACAGGUAAUGUGUUGCUUCAAAGUGGCGCAAAUGUAGGAUACGAACAUAUCCUUAAGGGAGAUAUGUCGGACUCCUUUUCAGAGCGCAAUCAGACCCGCCAAGAUACCCAAGCAUUCUCCAGAGAGCCGACGCCUUUCAUCGACUUUGAAGUCCCUCCGCCUGAUGAGGGUUGGGAUAACGAGGAACCGCUCGAAGUGCGCAUCAAGAAUGAACACGAGAUGGAAGAGGCGCAGGCCUACCGUUCUCAGACACCAGACACGCAUGGACUUCUCAAUGGCCUGACUCAGUUACCCGACUUUGCCGUUCCAGAUCCUGACGGAGGAUGGCAUUCUUUAGCUGACACUCAGAGUCAAGAUUUGCCGGGCACAGUGGACAAAGCAGAAAGUAUAGCCUCCUCAGGUGAACUAAAUGCACAGGUAGAUGAGUGGAUCGAAUCUUUUGUUGCGAAAGGAUUCACGAUAGACGAAGUUGAAGCGGUCCUUAAAAGCACGAGCCUUGACAGCAGGCUUGCAGAGGACGUACUAGGUUAUGUUCUGAAGGGCAAGAAGAAGGGCAAUGGAGAGGAUCCUUUCCAAGUUCCGGACGAUUGGAGAGGCGUUUGGACGGACAAGGAUGAUGACGACCUUUAUGCGACUGAUGCGAGAAUAAUAGGAAAGCUGCAUGAAAAGCAUGGACAGGAGUCUUUGAAGGCGAGGUGGGAAUUCCUCGACUACUCUAAUGCUUCAUGA
Molecule: messenger RNA, 2046 nt
Organism: Bacidia gigantensis
Lineage: Eukaryota; Fungi; Ascomycota; Lecanoromycetes; Lecanorales; Ramalinaceae
Exons: 5
Coding region: 1-2046 (681 amino acids)
Biological process (GO): regulation of DNA-templated transcription; telomere maintenance via telomere lengthening
Cellular component (GO): shelterin complex
Molecular function (GO): telomeric repeat DNA binding
Source: RefSeq, a predicted model, not a curated record